This is a messenger RNA of Durusdinium trenchii, 1038 nucleotides long. NCBI's taxonomy places the organism in Eukaryota, Dinophyceae, Suessiales, Symbiodiniaceae. The record is from the annotation of a GenBank genome assembly.
AUGUCGGCACUCAACGUGUUUGGCCUUUUGAACUCCGUCUUUAAGAUCGAAGUUCACCAUCACGUGCUCGGAGAACUUACGAAGAAGCGAGGCUUUACCACCGUGGACAAGAAGCCAGUGGAGUUGAGAACCUUCACCAUUAGCUUUUACGACAUGGACAGGCCGGACGAUGCGAUCAUAUGCGAUCGUCCAUCGAAUCGUGCCUUCUGCCGUCUCUGGGGGGGUUCAGAGGACAAGAAGCCGGGCGAAGGAGUGGAGAUGGUGAUCCCGAAGCAGCCGUACACCAUGGUCUACAUGAGCAACACCACCCAGAUCAAGAAGGUGGGCCAUCCCGAUGGCACCUUCAGCUUCGAAGGCACCGAGAAAGGAACCUAUCAGGACAAUCCGGUGAAGGCGCGGUCAUACCACGACGGCGCCGACGAUGGCGCGUGCGUGGCCUUUGAGUUCAAGAAUGUCAAAAAGGUGCACAUGCGAAUCCAGUCCACGGCGGGCUUCAUGGCACGCACCACGCAGUUCGCCUGCCUCAACUCCUUCAUGUGCAAGGUGGUGCCUGACCGCCAAACCGCUUGGCAUAAGGACACGGCUGAGGAGGUGGAAGUGGGACCACAGGAUUCGAACCAGGCGCCCAUCCGCGCGCGCACCGGGCUGCUCUUUGAGUACACCUUUCCCAAGCACCUGUGCCUUGGAGCGAGCGAGGGGGCUAAACCGGACGGACCAGGGCGACGGCCUUUGCCCAGUUGGCUUCACUUCAACCCCAAGACAUGCACCUUGAGCGGCACCCCCAGCGCUUCCGACCGUGGCGUCAUGAACGUCAAGGCGCGCCGGCGCACGGCUCGCUCGCGCGCCAUCAACUCCGCCGGGGUGGAAGCCUCAACCACGUUGACGCUGGACAUUGGUGGUGGUCCCGCGCUGGCGAAGCCCAUCCCUCUGCAGAGAGUGCGGCCGGGAAAGGACUUUGUCUAUGCCUUGCCCAAGGGCAUGUUCAUUGACACCAUGGACGGUGAGAAGUUGAACUUCAAAGCCACCAGUAAGGCGUAG